Platichthys flesus (European flounder) is the source of this 2598-nucleotide messenger RNA. Its product is annotated as interferon-induced protein 44-like. The transcript has 10 exons. The coding region runs from base 187 to 1053 and encodes 288 amino acids. Lineage: Eukaryota; Metazoa; Chordata; Actinopteri; Pleuronectiformes; Pleuronectidae. The record is from RefSeq and is a predicted model, not a curated record.
CGAAAGUGAAAGCUGCUCAUGUCCUAUAAAAGGGAGUGUCCAGAGCCACAAACUCAAUGGAAAGGACUGAAGGGGAAACAUUUAGAAUAAUUUUUUUUAUUGGAGUCACUCUGUCCAGAGCCACAUAAGCAAAGCUGGUGAAUAAACAGCAAAACUCCAUAGGUUCAUUUUUUUCACAUAACAGCAAUGGAAAAACGUCUCUUUUGGUCUCAUCCAUUUAUGAGGAUGUUUCAUCCACUCUUAGAGCAGCCAUGGAGGGAGGUGUCAGAGAAGUACAAGGACAAUCUUGAGUUUGUGAAAUCUUACCAGCCUCAAAACAAACAAGUCAAACAUCUCAGGAUUCUCCUUUAUGGACCAGUUGGUGCUGGAAAGUCGAGCUUCAUCAACUCUGUUGACACCGUUUUAAAAGGCAGACCUGCUGGUCGAGCUGCGACAGAUGCAAUCUCUAAGAGCAGCUUCACUUCAAAUUACAAGACCUUCAACUUUCGCAAAAGUCCAGGGGCCACUUACUCUUUUGUGUUCAAUGACAUCAUGGGCCUUGAGCAAGAUUCUGACAGUGGAAUCAAUGUGAAUGACCUCAAACUGGCCCUGAGAGGACACGUGAGAGAAGGUUACAAGUUUGACCCUGACAAAUUACUGAUGAGGGGUGAUGAUGGCUACAACUCCGAUCCCACUUUGGAAGACAAAGUUCACGUUCUGGUGGGUGUUAUUCCUGCGGACAAAAUGUCUAGGUUAAGUGAUGAGAUGGUGAAGAAGAUUAGAAAGGUCAGAGAGGCCGCCAGUGAACUGAGAAUUCCCCAACUGGCUAUUAUCACCAAAGUUGAUGAAGCCUGUCACAAGGUUAAAAAGGACACAAGCAAUAUCUACAAGAGCAUGUACCUGAAAGAGCAGGUUGAACAAUUCCAGCAGCUGCUGGGCAUUCCACUGGACUGCAUCUUCCUUGUGAAGAACUACAAUGAUGAAAUUGAGUCGAAUGACAAAAUCAACGCUGCCAUAGUGUGUGCACUGAAACAGAUGCUUUUGUAUGGAGAAGACUACCUCAAUAACCUGUAAACAUGAAUACCCAGUAGGCGAUUCGUAGGGGAAUGAGGAAACAUUCAGCCAACGUUUACUGGCUUUUUCAAGCAGGCAAGCUUGAAGCAUGAAAUAUGGAAUAAAAAUGCAUACAAAUUAGUCUGUAUAUAUUUUUUCUCAUUGAGACUUUGCAUUAUAGCAGGACAAUGCUCUGUCAUUAAGUCGUUAGCUUGGUGUGAUGUCAUCACGUGAUCUGGUUAACAACUCAGCUGUUGUGAUGGUGCCUUCACGUGCCACCAGAAAGGAGUCCUUCAAAAGCUCUCGCCUUUAUUGUUGAACUCCCAGUAUUUAAUACAUCACCUGCUCUAACAAAUUAAUUCUACAUUCCCUGCUUGGUCUGGGCUUCAUUUUUUUUUAUCUUAAAAGAACACGUAAAAAUCAGACAAACAAAUGAUUUUGCUUAAGAGACGAACAGACAAAUAUUAUAGAUGUAUAAUAUAAUCAUCUCAAAGCUUAACCUCUCUGGGGAUUCUUUGUAUUCUUUUUCAGUUUGACCAAUAUUGUGAUCUACUGUUAUAUGAUGUUCUUGCAAAUCACGUUGUGUAAUAAUAUUGUUAAUGUUGGCUUUGUACCAUGUUUCAUUGAGUUCCUUGUGGUAGGAAGUAAUGACAUACAGAUAUAAAAAAUAUACUCUGUGCAAGAAAAAAAAAAAAAAAAUCGUUAAUGUUCAGUGGGGUACAUCGUUGAAACUAACGCCGGGUUCACAGCGGACUCUGUAGGUGCAGAGUCCCCUUUUGAGGGUGACUGUUUCAAAGGAACUCCCCACAUGACAAAUUAAUAUUUUCUCUAUAUGAAUCACACAGUAUAAAACACUAUAUGGACCAGUUGGAUGACUCAGUAUAGUCCUCACAAAGUAAUGCUGAUGGAAAAACAGACUCGAUACAGACAACGAUCCCCUGAUCAAAUUACAGUUGUUGCGCAGCGUCUGCUGGUCUUGAUGAGUCAGUGAAGUGUCGAGUACCAACAGAAAUGAUCCAAACCUAAAUCAAAUACUUGUGUUUAAAUAUCAGAACAAAACAAAUACACAAACACAACAGAGCUACUGUGUGCAUAGUGUGUAAUGAGUUGAAUCAUAUACAGCAGUUCAGGAGUUGGUCUUGAAAAGGGACGCCGUCUAAUUUUUAUUUUGAAAUUGUAAUUUCGCUGUGCUGUGCAUUUCUCAUCCUCAGUCACUCAUGUGGACGUGACACCUGCACUGCAGGACGCCCCAGGACAAAUGCUGUGUCCUAACUGCUACCAAACUGUGGUCACCACCAAGGAGCACAAAACAUAGUUUAAAUUGGAUGAUAGCUUAUGGAAAACACAGGGAGACGUAUUAAAAUAUAAUUUGAAAUUGUGUGCACUCACAAUAAGAAAAAGUAAAUGAAAUAAUUCCUCGGGACUCCUGGUUUCUGUUCAACAAUGUUACAUGCAGAAACUACUUGAGGUUUUGCAGUAAUACAAAAUACAUAAUAACAACUUUGUAAUAAUUAUGUCAUUGUUAGACUAAUUCACUUUUUUUUGUGGUUUGGUUAUAUUUCAGUU